Messenger RNA from Mobula hypostoma (lesser devil ray), 1656 nucleotides. It is a transcript of the gene gfus.1, whose product is annotated as GDP-L-fucose synthase, tandem duplicate 1. Gene Ontology annotation, molecular function: GDP-L-fucose synthase activity. The record is from RefSeq and is a predicted model, not a curated record. The coding region runs from base 4 to 1014 and encodes 336 amino acids. Gene Ontology annotation, biological process: nucleotide-sugar biosynthetic process. The transcript is spliced from 11 exons. Lineage: Eukaryota; Metazoa; Chordata; Chondrichthyes; Myliobatiformes; Myliobatidae.
GCGAUGCAGGAAGCAGGUCCGGGACCGGGUGCUGCAGCGGGGAUGAGCAGUGGAAGUGGGCCGCACCCCUGGCGGGUGCUGGUGACAGGGGGUUCGGGGCUGGUGGGCCGCGCCCUCCAGCAGCUGGUGAGCGAAGGAGAGGAGCUGCCCGGCGAGAAGUGGAUCUUCCUGUCCUCUGCCGAUGCUGACCUGACGAACGUGGCAGAGACCAGGGCGGUAUUCGAGCGCUGUCAGCCCACCCACGUCAUCCACCUUGCUGCCAAGGUGGGGGGGCUGUUCCACAACAUGGCACACAACCUGGACUUCUGGCGGCAGAACAUACAGAUAAACGACAACGUCCUGCAGACAGCCCACGAACACGGAGUGGCCAAGGUCGUCUCCUGCCUCUCCACCUGCAUCUUCCCUGACAAGACCACCUACCCCAUCGAUGAGACCAUGAUACACAACGGGCCUCCACACAGUUCGAAUUUUGGAUAUUCCUAUGCCAAGCGCAUGAUUGAUGUUCAGAAUCGGGGCUACCACGAGCAAUAUGGCCGCAUGUUCACGGCGGUGAUCCCUACCAACGUCUUCGGCACACAUGACAACUUCAACAUAGAGCUGGGCCACGUCUUACCGGGGCUGAUUCACAAGGCCUACCUGGCACAGAAGAACAACACCCCCCUGGUGGUGUGGGGCUCGGGGAAGCCCAGGCGACAGUUCAUCUACUCUCUGGACUUGGCUCGCCUCAUCAUCUGGGUCCUGAGGGAGUACCAGGAGAUCGAGCCCAUCAUACUGUCAGUGGGAGAAGAGGAGGAGGUGUCCAUUAAGGAGGCAGCGGAGAGUAUUGUGUCGGCCAUGGGGUUCAAAGGUGAGGUGAUUUUUGACACGAGCAAGUCCGACGGCCAGUUCAAGAAGACGGCAAGUAACAGCAAGCUGAGGAAGUACCUGCCCGACUUCCAGUUCACCCCCUUCAGCCAAGCUAUCAAAGAGACCUGCGAAUGGUUCGUCGCCAAUUACCAUGCAGCAAGAAAGUGACAGAGAGAGGGCUGGCUGCUCGUUCUCACGGAUCUGGGUGUUAAGAUAGUUUGGGAAUAGAUGGAGAUACAAUUCACUGUAGUAACGGGUCUAAUCUGAGAAGCAAGCAAGACAGCAAACCCAGAUUUUUCUUGUAUGGAAUCUCCCAGUGCAACCCUCCCCCCCCCCCCCCCAAACACCCGGUGUAUGCUGCACCCCAGAACAGUCACAACUCUGGUCAGACGCAGUAGCCGCAGGAGGGCCCUGCGGAGUGUGGCCGAGGGGGAUUUUACUGCCUGCUAUCUCCAUAAUAAAGGGAUCAUUUAACCCUUUCACUGAUUUAGUAUUGCUGACUCGGUGUAACUCUAUGUUGGGACUCUACUCUGGUUGUGGGCUUCACUAUGGGACUGUGUACUGACUCCAUUCUAUUGCUGGAGCCCACUAUCACUGAACUUCAGCAGAGGGUCUGUCUCCCCACUGCCCCAUCCCUCUGCUCUGAGCUACACUGCAGUCCUAGGGGUGGAAUCUAUGGCUGUUAGGUAAUAUUCACCAUGUCUUCAGGAGGUUGCUGUUUACGGGUGGAGCACAAUGCUCCACUUUUGUACAGUGAUUUAAAUAAUAAAUGUUGGAUACUACCAAUCCAGUGACUGAGUUUAUUUAUUU